This is a messenger RNA of Labeo rohita (rohu), 3769 nucleotides long. RefSeq names its product NACHT, LRR and PYD domains-containing protein 3-like. Bases 151 to 3603 code for a protein of 1150 amino acids. Lineage: Eukaryota; Metazoa; Chordata; Actinopteri; Cypriniformes; Cyprinidae. The record is from RefSeq and is a predicted model, not a curated record. The transcript is spliced from 11 exons. Gene Ontology annotation, molecular function: protein binding.
UGCACAGCAAGUUAAACAGCAGAAGAAGAGCAUUCGUCUUCCUGGAAACUCCUUUGUGUUGAUAACGAAAGCAAACUCGACAGGAAUAAAAUAAAUGAGACUUUAAACUAACAUAAACAUCACAUUAAGGUGUGAAGUCAGUUUCUCAUAAUGGAGAGCAGUGAGAGAUAUUCAUCUCCUGAUUGCAGCUGUGUGUCUCUGAAGAGUGAUGGAUCCAUGAAUAAGCCUCCUUUAUUUAGUAAUGAUCCAAUGUCCUCUAACUGCAGGAUCUCAUCGGGAUGGAGAGGUUCAUUUCCUGAUCACAGCUUUGUGUCUCUGAAGAGUGAUGGAUCCAUGAAUAAGCCUCCUUUAUUUAGUGAUGAUCCAAUGACCUCUGACCCCAGGAUCUCAUCGGGAUGGAGAGGUUCAUUUCCUGAUCACAGCUUUGUGUCUCUGAAGAGUGAUGGAUCCAUGAAUAAGCCUCCUUUAUUUAGUGAUGAUCCAAUGACCUCUGACCCCAGGUUCUCAUGGAUAUGGAGUUUAUUUCCUGAAUACAGCUGUGUGUCUCUGAAGAGUGAUGGAUCCAUGAAUAAGCCUCCUUUAUUUAGUGAUGAUCCAAUGACCUCUGACCCCAGGAUCAUCAGGAGGAGGAAGAGGAAGUUAUCUUUAUUGGUAGAUCCCAGCUUUAUCUGCAGACCUAAUUAUAAACUACAGAGAGUCAAAGAACAGCUGAAAACAAGCAUGAAGAGCAUGUAUGAGAGAUUAUUUGAGGGACUGAAACUCCAGGAGAAUGAAACCCUCCUGAACAGGAUCUACACAGAGCUCUACAUCAUAGAGGGACAGAGUGAAGGAGUGAAUGAAGAACAUGAGGUUUUACAGAUGGAGAAAACAGCCAGAACACAACACUCACAAGACACUCCAAUCUACUGCAAUGACAUCUUCAAAGCCUCAGCUGAACCAGGAUGUGAGGAGAAAGACCAUAUCAAGACUGUUCUUACUAAAGGCAUUGCUGGAAUUGGAAAAACCGUCUCUGUGCAGAAGUUCAUUCUGGACUGGACUGAGGGAAAAGCCAAUCAGGAUGUAGAUUUCAUGUUUGUUUUUCCAUUUCGAGAGCUGAACUUGAUCCGAGAUCAUCAGUACAGUCUUCACAGACUUCUGCUGGACUUUCAUCCUGAACUACAAGAUCUGGACUCAAAGAUUUAUGAGGAAUGUAAAGUUGUGUUCAUCUUUGAUGGCCUAGAUGAAAGCAGAAUUCCACUGAUGUUUUCAGAUGUUCAGAAAGUUUGUGAUGUGACUGAGAUUUCGUCAGUGGGUGUGUUGAUGUCAAACCUCAUCACAGGAAAGCUGCUUCCCUCUGCUCUCAUCUGGAUCACCUCCAGACCAGCAGCAGCCAGUCAGAUCCCCUCCAAAUACAUCAACUGUCUGACAGAAAUUCAGGGAUUCAGUGAGCCUCAGAAGGAGGAAUAUUUCAGGAAGAGAAUCAGUGACCAGCAUCAAGCCAGCAGAAUCAUCUCACACAUCAGAAGAGCAAGAAGCCUCCACAUCAUGUGCCACAUCCCCGUCUUCUGCUGGAUCUCAUCCACUGUCCUACAGACGCUCCUGAAAGAAGAUGUGAGUGCAGAAAUCCCUCAAACUCUGACUGAAAUGUACAUCCACUUCCUGCUGACUCAGAUCAGCAUGAGGAAUCAGAAGUAUGAAGAGAGAGAUCCAGAGAAACUCCUGCAGUCCAACAGAGAAGUGAUUGUGAAACUUGCAGAAGUGGCUUUCAAACAGCUGAUGAAGGGCAAUGUGAUGUUCUAUGAGGAGGACCUGAUUGAGAGCGGCAUAGACAUCACUGAUGCCUCAGUGUAUUCUGGGAUUUGCACUGAGAUCUUUAAGGAGGAAUCUGUGAUUCAUCAGAAGAAAGUCUACAGCUUCAUUCAUUUGAGUGUUCAGGAGUUUCUCGCUGCUUUCUAUCUGCUUUACUGUUGUUUCACAAAGAACAAGAAGCUGCCGGAGAUUUUUCUGCCUGAAAUCAGAUCUUGCAUAUCUAAAGUCUCUCUGUAUGAUCUACUAAUGUCAGCAGUAUAUAAAGCACUCCAGAGUAAGAAUGGGAAGCUGGAUCUGUUCCUACGGUUCCUGCUGGGCAUCUCACUGGAGUCCAAUCAGAGACUCUUACAGGAUCUACUGACACACACAGAGAAGAGCUCAGAGAGCAUCAGGAGAACCACACAGGACAUUAAAGAGAUUAUCAAAGUUUCAGAAAAUCGUUAUGGUAAUCUCUCAGCUGGUCAGUCCAUCAAUCUUUUCCUCUGUCUGCUGGAAGUGAAAGAUCAGACUCUGUCCAGAGAGAUUGAGAAGUUUGUGAAAUCAGACAAACACUCAGAGAAGAAACUCUCUCCUGCUCACUGCUCAACAAUUGCCUACAUGCUUCAGAUGUCAGAGGAGCCACUGGAUGAGCUGGACCCCAAGAAAUACAACACAUCCGAUGAGGGGAGAAGAAGACUGAUACCAGCUGUGAUCAACUGCAGAAAAGCUCUAUUUUCUAGCUGUGAUCCCUCAGAUCAGCAUUGGGAAAUUGUGUCUUUAGCUCUACAAUCUUCAAACUCUGUCCUGAGAGAGCUGGAUCUGAGUAACAAUGACCUGCAGGACUCUGGUGUCAAGAUUAUUUCUGAUGGACUGAAGAGUCCAAACUGUCAGCUGCAGAUACUGAGUCUUGCUGGCUGUAAUCUCACUGCUGAGUCUUGUGAGAGUUUGUCUUCAGCUCUACAAUCCUCAAACUGUGUCCUGAAAGAGCUGGAUCUGAGUAACAAUGACCUGCAGGACUCUGGUGUCAAGAUUAUUUCUGAUGGACUGGAGAGUCCAAACUGUCAGCUGCAGAUACUGAGGUUGUCUGGCUGUAUGAUGACAGAGGAAGGCUGUGGUUAUUUGUCUUCAGCUCUGAGUUCAAACCCCUCACACUUGAGAGAGCUGGAUCUGAGCUACAAUCACCCAGGACAAUCAGGGGUCCAGCUGCUCAAACACAAACUGGAGGAUCCAAAAUAUAAACUGCAGAUACUCAAUGUGGAUCAUGGAGGAGAGUUCAUGAUGACAGCAGGACUACGAAAGUAUGCCUGUGAUCUCACACUGGAUCCAAACACGGCAAACACUCAACUCGUUCUGUCUGAUGAGAACCGGAAGAUCACAUUUGUGGAAGAUCACCAGCCAUAUACUGAUCAUCCAGAGAGAUUUGAUGAGGAUCCGCAGGUUCUGUGUGUUGAGAGUCUGACUGGACGCUGUUACUGGGAGACUGAAUGGAAGAGACGUGCUGAAAUAUCAGUGUCAUAUACAGGAAUCGACAGGAAAGGAGGGAGUGACUGUGAGUUUGGAUUCAAUGACAAAUCCUGGAGUCUGAACUGCUCUGAUAAAGAAUUCUCUGUCUGUCACAAUAAGAACAUCACUGUUAUCCCUGCUGAUCGUUCAUCCUCUAAUAGAGCAGGAGUGUAUGUGGACGUGUCGGCCGGCACUCUGUCCUUCUACAGCGUCUCUGACACACACACACUCACACACUUACACACUUUCAACACCACAUUCACUGAACCCCUCUGUGCUGGAUUCAGAGUUGAUACUGAUUCCUCAGUGUCUCUGUGUGAUCUUAAACGAUAGAGAGACUCUCUGUAAAUCUUCUUUCCGAUGUUCACAUACACACAAACUCAUCACAUUACUAAAGUAAAUCACAUUAUUAAAUUUGUAUUAAUUAGUUUGUCAUUGUCAUCUAGAAGCUAUAAAUCUAUUAUAUAAUCUUUAAUAAACAGAUUAACAAGCUUGUUAA